AUGGGAAUUUCCUUUUCUUGCCCAUUUUCUGAGGAAUGUGAUUUGGAAAGUGGGUUAGAAUCAGUAACUGUAAAGUCGAUCAGUUUUGGAGAUGAUGAAGUAAAAACUCCAGUUAGAUCAGUUAGUUUCAACCGCGGUGAUGCAGAACCUUCGAUAAUGAGAGCCUUAGGUUCUGGAAAGAUGACAUUAGAAGCUUCUGUUAGCUUUAAAGGGGAUGAGUUAAAGAAAAUGGGUUUGCUUAAACAAAAGAGUAUUGUCAUUACAUCAGUUAGCUCCCUUUGCAAAGAAGUGGACAUUGGAUCAGUCAGCUCCAUUAGCAAAGAAAUGGACAUUCAAUCCCCGAGAUCGGAUAGUUUGGUGGGGAUGAUCCGACCCUUUCAAACAGAUUUCACCAACCCCAAACACAUGGCGGCAAUUAAGUUGCAGAAAGUGUACAAAAGCUUUCGGACCAGAAGAAAGCUAGCAGAUUGUGCAGUUCUAGUUGAGCAAAGCUGGUGGAAGCUAUUAGAUUUCGCUGAGCUCAAGCGCAGUUCUAUAUCAUUCUUUGAAAUUGAGAAACAUGAAACUGCCAUUUCGCGUUGGUCUAGAGCAAGGACCAGAGCUGCCAAGGUUGGAAAGGGUUUAUCAAAGAAUAGUAAAGCACAAAAACUUGCUUUGCAGCACUGGCUCGAAGCGAUUGACCCAAGGCACCGAUAUGGACACAACCUACACUUUUAUUACGUUAAGUGGCUUCAUUGCCAGAGUAGAGAACCAUUCUUCUACUGGCUAGAUAUAGGAGAAGGGAAGGAAGUGAAUCUUGAAAAAUGCCCUCGAUCAAAACUUCAACAGCAGUGUAUCAAGUAUCUUGGACCGAUGGAAAGAAUGGCCUAUGAAGUUGUCGUGGAGGAUGGAAGAUUAUUCUACAAGCAAUCAGGGGAGCUCCUCCAUACAUUUGGAGAAAACGAGGAUGCCAAAUGGAUUUUUGUUCUCAGUACUUCAAAAAUCUUAUAUGUUGGCAAGAAACAGAAGGGAACCUUUCAGCACUCCAGUUUUUUGGCUGGAGGAGCCACAUCUGCUGCUGGGAGAUUAGUUAUUGAGAAUGGUAUCAUCAAGGCAGUUUGGCCUCACAGUGGUCAUUAUAGACCAACAGAAGAGAAUUUCAGAGACUUUGUUUCAUUCCUUGAAGAGAACAAUGUGGAUCUCACUGAUGUUAAGAUGAGUCCAGUUGAUGAAGAAGAAGAUUCACUCAGCAAGAAAAGAAUCAGCGCUCAUCUGAGAAGCUACUCAGCUGAAGAGGAGUCCAUCCCAGAUUUAUGUGAUUUGAAAACUGAAAAUCCCAUUGUUCGAGACUCGAGUAGGGAGACUGAUUCAAUGGUGCAAGCUGUUGCAAUGGAAUCAAAGAUAUCAAGCCGGCUCCACAGGCUUAGCAGAAAUUUAUCUAAUCUAGAAAUACCAAAAAGUGAAAGUUUGCUUGAGAGUGGAACUGAAGCAGCUGCUUCAAUUUGCAACAGUUUCCCUGUGGAUUCUUCAGUAUCAACAGAAGUACAUCUACCAUCAGAACAGGAAUACAUGUUUCCAAAGCAGAAUUUGUUCGAUGAAGACCAUGAAGAGACUGAGGAAGAAACCAUUCCUGAAGAAUCGAUUCUCAAAAGGAUUAACUCACUCAAAGGAAUGAAAUCAUAUCAAUUGGGAAAGCAGUUAUCCUGCAAAUGGACAACAGGAGCUGGACCUCGCAUUGGUUGCGUGAGGGACUACCCUUCAGAGCUCCAGUUUCGAGCUCUAGAGCAUGUCAACUUGUCUCCAAGAAAGGCUAACCGUCCUAUAUCAUACUUCUCUCCCCGGAUCACUAAUGUAUCAAGUCCAACACUGCUGUCACCCACAACAUGUGGCGGGGAGGUGGCGGCAACCUUAAGUCCAGCCGCAUUUGAUAGAACAAGCUUGUUAUCCAGAAGCUUUAAGCCUGCUAGAACACAGUCUUCCCCAUUGUUUGUAGGAAGUAGACUAGUAGAGUAA
Messenger RNA from Fragaria vesca subsp. vesca, 1992 nucleotides. RefSeq lists its product as uncharacterized. NCBI's taxonomy places the organism in Eukaryota, Viridiplantae, Streptophyta, Magnoliopsida, Rosales, Rosaceae. Bases 1 to 1992 code for a protein of 663 amino acids. The record is from RefSeq and is a predicted model, not a curated record. The transcript has 7 exons.